This is a messenger RNA of Leptomonas pyrrhocoris, 1871 nucleotides long. RefSeq lists its product as hypothetical. Lineage: Eukaryota; Euglenozoa; Kinetoplastea; Trypanosomatida; Trypanosomatidae. The coding region runs from base 342 to 1871 and encodes 509 amino acids. The transcript has a single exon. The record is from RefSeq and is a predicted model, not a curated record.
AGCGCAUAAUAGUUGUGUUCCCUUAUCUUUCUUUUGUCUCUUCCCUCUCUGGUCACUUCAGCUGUAUCGAAAAAUCGUAAGUCAUUUGGAAGGGAUACGCAACCGUAAACAUAAACUCACACAUCAAGCUGUCCUUUCUUUGGUUGCUGCGGCAUUCGUCUACUUUUCCUUCUUCUCUCUUUUUCAUUGGUGUUGUGUGUAUGUGUGACACACUAUCUUUUCUCCCUUUACCGCAGAGGAUAUCAUCGCUUGUACCUUACUAUGUGUUAUUACUGAUACUAUCUUGUUCUUUGUGCGGGCUUUUUCCUUUGGAAAGAUAAGAGUAGUGUUACAUCGUCACAAUGGGUGCUACAGGCUCUGCCGCGAGAACGCAAAGGCCAUCGCUAAACGCCGCAUCACCGAAGGACGAAGCGGCGCGAACCGUCUUGGAAGUGCGCAAGCCGCAGCUCACCUCUCUCAACAAGAAAGCGAACAACAAUAAACGCCAGCCAAACGCAAUAAUUUAUGAGGCAGACAGCGAGCGAUGCAAGAAUUCUCAUGUGCUGAACGCCCCUGCGCCGAUUCUCUCGCUGCCGCAGGAGAGAAAGGCCUCUGCCUCAACAAACGGCUCCUCGCGUCGAAUGAAAACAUCGCUGCUGCCUAACGAGCGACGGCAGACCAGUGCCCCACUCCCGCCGGAGCCGCCGGCCACCACUGCCGCUGCUGCGGAGACUUACCUCAUCCGCUACGACAAUGCGUUCUGGGACUCUCUCUGCCCCAAGUCCCCGUGCGAUCUCCAACGCGUGCCGGAGUUGGAGUCACGCAACUUCCGGCGAGUUGUCACAAAAGUUAAUUUGAGGGCCGACGCGGACGUGAAACGGAAGCUGUCGAGGCGGAGAGCCAGCUCGAAGAGACGCCCAUCGGACAGGCCGGCCGCGGCAGUCGAUGGGCGGUGGUGGGAGGGCAGCAUCCCGUACGUCCGGGGAGAGGAGAACCCCCGUACCAGAAGUAGCAGCGAAGGCGCCUUGCGCACUGGGUACUCCUACGUGGAUCUGAUGCAGCCCAACCGUUCUUCCGGCUCCGUCCGUGCUGCAGACGACAACGGCAACGACCGAGUUGACAGGGUUAACGGCACGGACUCGUCUUCUCCUGCGGAGUGGGCCCUCUUCGAUGACGAUUCCACCACGGAGACACUAGUGGCGCCACAGCGAGCCCCAGAAACAGAUGAAGAAGAGCACCGUCAGCUCGUGCCCAAGUCACCGAACUGGAUCCCGCCGAGCGAUGAUUGGAAUGCUUCGCACGCGCCAAACACUGUUACGCGAAAGGGCACUUUCGGAGUGCUGAUGCCGAUAGGCAAAAGUGUGGUGAUUAGCAAGGGCGGCUUGGCCAGCUUCCGCAACACUGGAAACGAUGCAGCGUCGAACAAUUCCAUAGCAGGAGAAGAGCGCGCAGAGGACGAUCUCCUCGACAAUUUUCUAAUGAUGCGCUACGUAAGUGACAUGGAAACGGCACCGACGAACGUCCGCAACACCGCAUCAACGUUGUGGCACUACGAAAGCAAUGAUUUCUUUCCAUACAGGAAGAGAGCAGCGGAGAAUCCACCGACGUCAUGCUACGCCACUCCGCCCGGCUCAGUGUAUAAUACAUCAUCUUCACGGACAGCGUCUCAGUCAGUUGCUUCACGGCGGUAUCCGCUACCUCAGCCGCUCAUGUACGGCCCUCGAAACACGCUGACACGCAGUCGGCGGUUUGAUAUUGAACGGGUUCUCGGAUUUGAACGCGAUAAGGUGCGGCGCGUCCCUUCGCCAGAUUGGCGGAGGCUGGAUGAGGUGCAGGUGCCACAUGAUCCACCGUGUCAUGCGCGCCGUCAUCACCCACAUCACGCACACUAA